This is a messenger RNA of Diaporthe citri, 924 nucleotides long. RefSeq lists its product as uncharacterized. Gene Ontology annotation, molecular function: RNA binding. NCBI's taxonomy places the organism in Eukaryota, Fungi, Ascomycota, Sordariomycetes, Diaporthales, Diaporthaceae. Bases 1 to 924 code for a protein of 307 amino acids. The record is from RefSeq and is a predicted model, not a curated record. The transcript has 5 exons.
AUGGCGACUACUGCGAUGGAUUAUGAGAACCCUGGCGGUGAUCGUUUCGAGGACGAGGGUCCUCGCUAUGAGCGUGACAACCGCAGCGCCUCUCCCCGAAGCGACAACGGCCACGAUAGCGCUCGUCGCCGUUCCGCUUCGCCUGGUGGCGACCGCGGCCCAGUCAAGGACGACGGUGGUGGUUCCAGGGACGGCGAGGGUGCCGUCAACUCUGGCUCCAACCUGUUUGUCACCGGCAUCCACCCCAAGCUGAGCGAGGAUGAAGUCACCCGACUCUUUUCCAAGUACGGCAAUGUCGAGAAGUGCCAGAUCAUGCGCGACCCUCACACCAAGGAGUCCCGCGGCUUCGGUUUUGUCAACUUCAUGACUUCCGAUGAGGCCGAUGCUGCCAGGGACGGCCUGCAGGGCAAGGAGCUCGAGGGACGCACCCUUUCUAUUGAGAAGGCCCGUCGCUCCCGUCCUCGCACGCCUACUCCUGGCAAGUACUUCGGUCCCCCCAAGCGCGAGGGUGGCGGCCCGCCUCGAGGCCGUUUCGGAGGAGACCGAUACGGAGACGACAGGCGCGGAUACGGUGGCGGCCGCGGAGGUCGUUACGAUGACCGUGGCUACCGCGGCUACCGCGACCGCGACGACCGUGGAGGCUAUGACCGUGGUUACCGCGAUGACCGCGGCGGAUACGACCGGGGAUACCGCGACGACCGUGGGGGCUACGACCGUGGCUACCGCGGCGAUGAUCGUGGAGGCUACGACCGUCGAGACCGAGACUUUGAGGGCGGUGGCGGAAGAAUCGACCGCUACGCCUCUUCGGGACGCGACGACCGCUACGGCGGCGGUGGAGGAGGCCCGCGAUUCGACCGUGCUCCUCCUCGCGAUGCGCCCGCGCCCGGCGGCUACGGCGAGGGUGCCGACCGCCCUGCGCGCUGA